Pseudovirgaria hyperparasitica is the source of this 1071-nucleotide messenger RNA. Its product is annotated as AAA-domain-containing protein. Lineage: Eukaryota; Fungi; Ascomycota; Dothideomycetes; Acrospermales; Acrospermaceae. Gene Ontology annotation, cellular component: mitochondrial outer membrane. Gene Ontology annotation, molecular function: ATP hydrolysis activity; ATP binding. Bases 1 to 1071 code for a protein of 356 amino acids. The record is from RefSeq and is a predicted model, not a curated record. The transcript has 3 exons.
AUGAAUGGCCUGGAUGAAGACAACUCUGAGUCAGAAGAGGAGCUGGAUACAAAGUUGGAUCUCUCAAACCUCACCGAAUACGAACUCAAGAUCGCCGACGAUGUUGUUGCAUCAGACGACAUACCUGUCAGUUUCGAAGAUAUCGGCGGACUUGAAGAUAUAAUAGAAGAGCUGAAGGAGUCUGUCAUAUAUCCUCUCACAAUGCCACACCUCUACGCGUCAUCCUCAUCACUCCUCUCCGCACCAUCCGGUGUGCUUCUAUACGGCCCCCCUGGCUGCGGGAAGACCAUGCUUGCAAAGGCACUCGCACACGAGAGCGGAGCUUGCUUCAUAAACCUCCACAUAUCGACCGUUACGGAGAAGUGGUAUGGAGACUCGAAUAAGCUGGUCAACGCUGUGUUCUCCCUUGCGCGGAAACUCCAGCCGGCCAUUGUGUUCAUCGACGAGAUAGACGCGGUCCUGGGCCAGAGACGGAGUGGCGAACACGAGGCUAGCGGUAUGGUCAAAGCAGAGUUCAUGACCCAAUGGGACGGUCUAACCUCCGCCAAUUCCCACGGUACCCCCCAGCGAAUCUGCGUGCUCGGCGCAACAAACCGCAUAAAUGACAUAGACGAAGCCAUUCUCCGUCGCAUGCCCAAGAAAUUCGCCGUCCCGCUCCCAAGCACACACCAGCGCCGCGGAAUCCUAAAGCUCAUCUUGAACGACACAAAGAUUGACAAGGACCACUUCGACCUCGACUACGUCGUCCGUGUCACAGCUGGGAUGAGCGGCUCAGACCUCAAAGACGCGUGCAGGGACGCCGUCAUGACGCCGGUGCGCGAGUAUAUACGACAGAAGAAGGCAGAGGGUAGUCUCAGAGCCGGUGUGGACGCACGACAGGUGCGCGGAAUCCGAACAUCUGAUUUCUUCAGCACGAAAGGGAAUAUUCAUCAAAUGCGAGAGUCGCAGACGACUGCCCUCGUGAACGAUUUAGAGGAGGACGAAGAAGACGAGCGACGAGUCGAGAGCGAGUUGGACACCUCGAGUGAGCGGUCUCGAGACGACUACCAUGAGACGGUGAAUGCUUCAUAG